Molecule: messenger RNA, 703 nt
Organism: Zychaea mexicana
Lineage: Eukaryota; Fungi; Mucoromycota; Mucoromycetes; Mucorales; Lichtheimiaceae
Exons: 2
Coding region: 177-662 (161 amino acids)
Source: RefSeq, a predicted model, not a curated record
UUCGCCAUUUUCCACCAAUUACAUUGCCCAAAUCCCGUUGUCAUUCCGUUGUCAUCGGUCGCCACUUGAAAUAAAUUUCCGUUGUCAUCGUUGUCAUCAUUUUCGCCGUGGCGACCAGGUCGCCACGCCGAAAAUGAUUCUAGGGCCGUUCAAAGGUGUUGAAAAAAAAGUGCGAGAUGCGUAAUAUUCGAGUGUUGAGAAUAAAGAAAGCGUAUAGGACAAGUGUUGCUCGAGUGAUGACUGAAAGGAACGUGAGAUGCGGCAAAGCUGAAUUCAAUGGAGCGUGUGUGCGUUGGCAAUUGAGCAGGUCGAAUGUUGCAAUGGCGGCAAGCAAAAAUUUUAGUCAUCGCUGGUCAUCGCUGGUCAUCGCCUCUGGUCAUUGUACACGCUUUUGGAAAUUUUUGGUCAUCGCCUCUGGUCAUCGCCUCUGGUCAUCGCCUUCCCUUUUUUACUCCGCUGGUCAUCGCCUCUGGUCAUCGCCUCCCCCUUUCUGUCACCGCUGGUCAUCGCCCCUGGUCAUCGCCUCCCCCUUUUUUUUCUCCGCUGGUCAUCGCCUCUGGUCAUCGCCUCUCCCUUUCGGUCACUACUGGUCAUCGCCUUCCCCCCAUUCUUGCAAAUGCUCCCCCCACCACUGUUCCUUUUGGGAAAAAUCUGGUCAUUGACCAAAUAAAGUUUUGGUCAUUGUUUGGUCACUGUCAUUUCA